Messenger RNA from Xyrauchen texanus (razorback sucker), 513 nucleotides. Its product is annotated as FYVE and coiled-coil domain-containing protein 1-like. The coding region runs from base 1 to 417 and encodes 138 amino acids. The transcript is spliced from 5 exons. Gene Ontology annotation, biological process: positive regulation of autophagosome maturation; plus-end-directed vesicle transport along microtubule. The record is from RefSeq and is a predicted model, not a curated record. NCBI's taxonomy places the organism in Eukaryota, Metazoa, Chordata, Actinopteri, Cypriniformes, Catostomidae. Gene Ontology annotation, cellular component: lysosome; autophagosome; late endosome.
AUGUUUGUGCAGGAGCAUGCAGCGCCGUUUGACCAGAAAGAGAAGACCCCAAUUCUGGGCAGCAGGAAAGACUACUGGGAUUAUUUCUGUGACUGUUUGGCCGAGAUUAAAGGAGCUAAUGACGGCAUUCGCUUUGUCAAAUCAAUCCCUGAGGUGAAGAAGCCCUUAGGGAUUGGACGAGCAUUCAUCCGCUUCUGUCUGGUGCACCAGAGACUGGCAGACACUCAGCAAUGUCUUAUGAACUCCAAGAUCACAUGUGAGUGGUAUUAUGAACACAGUCCCUAUCUGAAGUCACAUCUAAACAUCGAUAUUAUCAACCACCUGUAUGAACUCAAUGAGGUCCAGUUUGAUGUAGCAUCCAGAGGUCACGACCUUGACUCUGACUGGCCCACUUUUGCCAGUUGCAGGAGAUGCUAGAACAGGCUGAAGAAUAAGCCAGGAGCCACUCUGAGAUCCCAGCCAUGCGAUGAAUCUGUACACCAUAAUAAACGCUGCUCAUGGAUGUUGAUUUUG